Paracoccidioides brasiliensis Pb18 is the source of this 276-nucleotide messenger RNA. RefSeq lists its product as uncharacterized. Bases 1 to 276 code for a protein of 91 amino acids. The transcript is spliced from 2 exons. The record is from RefSeq and is a predicted model, not a curated record.
AUGCACUUUGAUGAUUUGCUGUUAGUUUCACAAGCACAAUCAGAGAUCCUACAUACACUAGCAGCUGAAGUUGCCGCUCUGUUGCAGCAAUGCUCUGAAGAAGAGUGUGAGCCAAGUGAUCAUGAUAUCAGCUCUGCGCUAUUUAAAGUCUUGAAGAAUUUUACAGAUGUUGAGAAACGCUGUCUGGGAUCAAUUGGACCUCAUGUUGAAGAAACUCCGACUGGCGCCAAUACCGCAUCAGUAUCUUGGUGGCGGGAACCGGACCCAGUGUGCUGA